Labrus mixtus (cuckoo wrasse) is the source of this 3610-nucleotide messenger RNA. RefSeq names its product regulator of chromosome condensation (RCC1) and BTB (POZ) domain containing protein 2 (gene rcbtb2). Gene Ontology annotation, molecular function: protein binding. The transcript has 12 exons. Bases 252 to 1835 code for a protein of 527 amino acids. Lineage: Eukaryota; Metazoa; Chordata; Actinopteri; Labriformes; Labridae. The record is from RefSeq and is a predicted model, not a curated record.
CACCACCAAAGUACAGGAAGUAAGACUGUCGUGUGUUUUUGUCGCUCGGUUUGUGCAGCGAUCCAAGCUAACUACAACAAGGUGCAUUUUAAUGAGACGCUAAAGUCACACCAUUUCCCCCGAGAUGAGCCCACCAGCACCUUGAUUCGUCAAAUAUGUUUGCUGAAAAAAGGCAAAUGGUUGAGUGUGCAGGGUAUAGAAAACGACAUCGCGGACAAAACACUAGCUAGAACAACAGCAAGCUGAGUAGUAUGCUGGACGUGGGGAAGUGGCCUGUGUUUGCCCUCCUUCCUCCUGAGGAGCUACGGCUUAUCCGGCAGGCUUGUGUCUUUGGCAGUGCUGCAAAUGAAGCCCUGUAUGUCACAGUUAAUGAUGAGGUAUUUGCUUUGGGCACCAACUGCAGUGGCUGUUUAGGUCUCGGAGACCUUCAGAGCACUAUUGAGCCGCGCAGGAUUGAUGUCUUGUGUGGAAAGAAGAUUGUGUCCCUGAGCUACGGAACAGGACCACAUGUGGUUAUCGCUACUUCAGAUGGAGAGGUGUUUGCUUGGGGCCAUAAUGGCUACAGCCAGCUGGGCAACGGGACCACCAACCAUGGACUGACCCCUGCCCUCGUGUCCACCAACCUUCUAAGCAAGAGAGUGACCGAAGUGGCCUGUGGCUCACAUCACAGUAUUGCCCUCACGACUGAUGGAGAGGUCUACGCAUGGGGUUACAACAACUCAGGCCAAGUAGGUUCAGGCUCAACUGCCAACCAGCCGACACCUCGCCGGGUCAGCAGCUGCCUGCAGAACAAAGUGGUGGUUAACAUAGCCUGCGGUCAGCUCUGCUCUAUGGCUGUACUGGACAAUGGAGAGAUCUAUGGUUGGGGCUACAAUUGCAAUGGACAACUAGGCUUGGGCAACAAUGGAAAUCAGCAGACCCCUUGCAGGAUCGCUGCUCUUCAAGGAGUCAACAUCGUGCAGGUGUCCUGUGGAUAUGCACACACGUUGGCACUUACAGAUGAAGGGUUUGUUUACGCCUGGGGAGCCAACUCGUAUGGGCAGUUGGGAACAGGAAAUAAGAGUAACCAAGCUCUCCCCACUCUGAUAAACACAGACAAGGAGAGGAUGGUGGAGGUGGCUGCAUGUCACACCAGUCACACGUCAGCUGCCAAGACCCAGAGUGGGCAGAUUCUGAUGUGGGGUCAGUGUCGUGGGCAGGCUGUGGCCAGCCCCCACCUCACCCAUUUCAGCACCACUGACGAUGUGUUUGCCUGCUUUGCCACACCAGCAGUCACGUGGCACCUCCUCUCAGUAGAUGGUGAUGACUACCUGACUGUGGCCCAGUCUUUGAAGAAAGAGUUUGACAGCCCGGAGAUUUCAGACCUGAAGUUCUUGGUUGAUGGGAAGUGUAUCCACGUUCACAAAGCCCUGUUGAAAAUCAGGUGUGAGCAUUUCCGUGCACUGCUGAAUGAAACAGACGAGGACACCAUAGAAAUUCACCAGUUCUCAUACCUGGUGUACAGAGCCUUUCUGGAGUAUCUGUACACAGACACUAUUAACCUGCCACCAGAGGAUGCCAUUGGCUUGCUAGACUUGGCCACGUUCUACCGAGAGACGAGGCUGAAGAGGUUGUGCCAGGAAACCAUCAAGAGGGGCAUUUCUGAGGAGAACGCCAUCACUCUGCUCUCUGCUGCUGUCAAGUAUGAGGCGCGGGAUCUGGAGGAGUUCUGCUUCAAGUUUUGCGUCAACCACCUAACAGCUGUCACGCAGACCCAGGCCUUUGCAGACAUGGACCACGACCUGCUCAAGAACUUCAUUAGUAAAGCCAGCCGCUACGGGGCCUUCAAAAACUGACUAGAACACCCCUGUUGGAUGCAACACAAUGAGGGUUAAGCUCACUGAGGUCCUGAGAGUUGACCCUAGACCAAAGUAAACACCAGGCUGUUCAGUACUUCAAAGCCUUUUUUUUUUCGCUGCGGAUGUUAGCACCGGAGAGGCAAACGGUUUCAGGUUACACCCUCUAACCGAUGCUUCUGUGUUACUGACCAAACACAGCGGUCAACGUUGGUGGUUAUUGGGUUGCAACAGUCAGUCUGUCAGUCACAAGCAGACAGCUGUGAAGUUGAAUAGAAAGAUGUGCCAUAGCUGUCCUCUUUCUAUCCACUCUCUUAAAUCCAAAAUGCUCAGAUUUGUUUGUUCACGUGAAUAAACAGACCGAUCCUAAAAGCUGAACACUUUUGAUAAUGUAUUUCAAUUUUAGGCUCAUGGCAUGACGAUGAUUUCCAUCAGGCUGCUCUUUAUCAGUAAGUGACACUAAUGAUCAAUUCCCAUUAUGUACUGUAGUGCACUGUAUCUAUCAUUAUCAUUAUCUGUAGUAGGGCCGCAAUGGUGAUGAUAACUACCUCAGAAAACAUCCUAGUAAUUUGGUUUAUUAUAGUUAAUUAUUAUCAUUACUGUUAAUGUACUCACCAGGUACAUUGACAAUUAAGGAAUAAAAACAGAAGGGUUCUGUUUGCUUCAACAAACACUGCAGGAUAAUUUCACAAAACCGUAAUGCCAUAGAUUAGUAGAGUUCAAUACCAUAGUUUUAAAAAUAUAAAGGAAUCAUAAUGAGUUUCAUACCAUGGUAUACAAUGAAAACAGUAUACCACUGAAACGUGCAAAAAUCAGCAGUAAAUACUGAGAAGGAUCAGCCCAGAACAAAUCAGCCAUGAGUUACCCUUAAGACCGCGCUGCUUCCGUUCUUCUGACGCCUUGAAUGUCAAACUACAGAAGGAUAGAGGAGCAGUGUUACGUGAGGAAAAAACAAGCUGUUCUUCUGCUUGACACUUUAUUUGAAAACAAUGAUAGGUUUAAUCUGAUAAAUGAUAAAAUUCAUUUACAUAACUUUUUGUUUUAUUUGUAGUUACUCGCCUUUGCCAUCCAAACAUUGGUUACUUUCUAUUGUAAGAUUUGCACAGUGUUGCUGGACUGUCAUUUUCAUCUGACUGAUGAAAGUUAGUGCAGUUAGUUAGACUUAUAGAAAGAUUUGGACAUCCCUCUGCGUGUUUACCAGAUCAAACCCAUCUGAGCAGCUGGUGUCUGUUUUACACAAGCAUAAAAAUGGAUUCCUGUGUAGCCUGUUGUUGAUGUAAAACUGUACGUGCAGCUGAUUUCACAGUCGCUGUCAUUGCAGUUUGGAAUGUUUACAAAAGUUUGUCUGUUGUUUUUUUUUUUUUUUUUUUUUUUUCAAAUUGUUUAUAUUUUGGCAGCAAUCUUCCGGUUCUUUUUACAAGCGUUUCUUUAUACGUCUCCCCUGGUAGCACCUUGUGAUUAUGACAGAGGCUUAGUGUAAUUACACAGCAGCUGUGUUGAAUAUAGCCCAAGUCUCAUAUAGGACCACAAGGUCUUUAAAUAUAGUGAGCAGAGAAUUCCACAUUAAACUCCUUAAUGCGUCUAGAUAGGAUCUAGCUAAUUGCUUUUCCUUUAACAAGCCAAUUAUUUGUUUUGGGUUUUUUUCGAACAUUUUGAUAAUGACUACAAAUGCCUGUGUUUUCAUUUUGUACAGAAAAUGGUGUAAGCUGCUAGCAACGAUGUUAAUGGUAACAUUUGAUAAUCUCAAAUAUAUAUUAAAAUCAAUAACUACAAAA